AUGGGCAGAGGUGGUGCGAAAUACGUCAGCUACACAGCUCUAGUUCUCCUGUCGGCGGUAUCGAGAGCCAGUGCGGGUCUUUGGGAUGUCGAUAUCGAUCUAGAUCCCGCCCCGUCACCAGAAGACGGACCGCCUUUCUCCUUCUAUGCGACACGCGAUCGAUCACUGCUGCCGUUUCAGAUUAUUGGGGUGGUGGGAGCAUAUAUCGCCUGCGUGGUCAUAUUGGGGUCGCUACUUCUUACCGUUGGACGACGAGCGAGGAAAAGAGCGCAGGACAUGACCCAGAGGCCGAUCGAAAUGGUCAAACCGAUGCGCAAUCUACUAGAAGGCACUCCGACAAUUCAGAAUGAGGAGACGAAAAGAUGGUAUCAAAGGGCGAAGGGCAGGACUGGGAGCAUGAAAAGUGGAAGGAGCACUGUCAAUAUCACAUCGCCUGGAGGAUACAGUGUUACGAGCCUUGACCGCGAUUUGGUGCAUGAGCAGCAUAUUCAGCAACGAAAGGACGAUCUGGCCGAUCUUUACAGCGUGGUAUACGGCGAUGAAGACCGCAAGAAUGCUUCCGCAACGGAUGUGCACGCGCCUGAACCACCACGAUACGAUCGUGGCCAGCCUCUACCACGCUUGGCUAUUGAAAGACCGGAAUUGAGACGUGUGCAGACAGGCGAAACGUACCCGCAGAGUCCUAUGAGUCCUGUCACGCCGAGAUCGCCUUCUGUUAGAGCCAUUCACCCACCGAAUAUGACCAGUCCAGUGCGAGAUGAGUUCCCACCAGUGUCAAGAUCGCCGGUACCUGGCCUUCCAAAAUCACCACGAGAUGGAAGGACAGCGUCUUUCAGCAGCAACAAGAGCGCAAGUUCGCCGCAGAAGGCUAGGAAGGCGCUGCGUGAUAUCAAAAUCAGCAAUCCAAUACAACGAUUCCGAGCUGACGACAACGACGACGGUGCCAUGACACCACUGUCACCCCGAGCUUUUGAAGAGCCAGGCGAGGUCCCGCCGUUUACUGGUCGCACGAACGACAGCCAAUAUCCUCCCACUACUCCGGGCACUGGCAGGAGCUUUCCAUAUCCGGAAGAGGCCCGUGACGAUAUUGCGGACCUACCACAACCAUAUCCACAAAGGAUAGGCAGCUACCAAUACGAUAACCCUGCUCAAGCAGUGACAGAUGCGGCCUCCAUUCGACCAGACCCCACAGGUACUACACAACAGAACAAACGUGGUCAUGGUCGCAAGGCAGACGAUCUACCUUUCAGGAAGUUCGCUCAUCAACGGCAGCCUCCCGUGGCCCAAGAACCGUUUCCUUUAUCGCCUUCGGCCAGCUGGAAUGCUGGUUUGCGAUCGCCAGGCCAGAUGUCCGCAGGCCUCAGGUCACCUGCUAUCAGAGAGAAUGUGCUGGAGUAUCACAAGCAGAACUUGAAGGUGCCGACGGCUGGUCAACUUACCGGUCAACUUACGGGAGUCAAAUCGCCUUACAGUCCCUAUAUGCCAGAUGAACUCAUCACGCCAGUAUUCCAAACACUUCCGACACCGGCCCGACUCAAGCAGAAAGAACGGGAACAGAAAGCCGCGAGAGGUGCAGCUACUGAGAAAGACCAGGUCGCUGACGAAGCGGAUCUUUGGUCGAGUGGUUACUAG
Messenger RNA from Fulvia fulva, 1632 nucleotides. RefSeq lists its product as uncharacterized. The record is from RefSeq and is a predicted model, not a curated record. The coding region runs from base 1 to 1632 and encodes 543 amino acids. The transcript has a single exon. Lineage: Eukaryota; Fungi; Ascomycota; Dothideomycetes; Mycosphaerellales; Mycosphaerellaceae.